AUGGUUCUGCUUGCGGCCAUCGAUCAAGGAACGUCCAGCAGUCGCUUCCUCGUUUUUGAGGCUGACACUGGGGAGCUAGUGACAAGUCAUCAGAUCGAGGUGCGGCAGCUGUUUCCUGAACCGGGAUGGGUCGAAAUGGAUCCUAUCGAGAUUAUUAACACAGUCAAAGAAUGUAUCGUUAAAGUUGUCGAGAAACUUGAACGUCUCGGCAUUUCGCCCGAUGAAAUUAAGUCCAUCGGUAUAGCUAAUCAACCGAAAACUACUAUAGUAUGGGAUAAGGAGACGGGAGAACCUCUCCACAAUGCAAUCGUGUGGUUGGACAACCGCACUUCGGACCUCGCGGAAGAAAGCAUUGCGAGGACCAGCUCCAACUCUAAGGACGAAUUUAAGGAGAAAGCUGGGCUGCCGAUCCAUCCGUACUUCAGUGCUCUGAAGUUACGGUGGCUUUUUCAGAAUGUUGACGCUGUAAGAACGGCUCAAGAGAAUGGUCGAUUGCUCUUCGGCACUGUCGAUACUUGGCUCAUCUGGAAGCUGACCGGGCAACACGUCACAGAUGUGUCCAACGCUUCCAGAACGCUCCUAUUAGACCUGCGCAAGCGCCAGUGGUCAUCGCAGCUCUGCAGUUUCUUUGAAAUUCCCGCUAAUAUACUACCACAGGUCAAAUCUAGCGCUGAGGUCUAUGGCACCAUCGUUGAAGGCCCUCUGAAGGGUUUCCCCAUUGCUGGCUGCUUGGGCGACCAGCAAGCUGCAAUGGUUGGCCACAACUGUUUGAGAAAAGGAGACACGAAAAACACCUAUGGAACAGGCACAUUUAUGCUGACCAACAUUGAUUCCUCUUCACUAACGUAUCACCCAGCUCUAGCUCCUCUUUAA
Messenger RNA from Ostertagia ostertagi, 873 nucleotides. The record is from the annotation of a GenBank genome assembly. NCBI's taxonomy places the organism in Eukaryota, Metazoa, Nematoda, Chromadorea, Rhabditida, Trichostrongylidae.